Messenger RNA from Trichoderma asperellum CBS 433.97, 1179 nucleotides. RefSeq lists its product as uncharacterized. Gene Ontology annotation, biological process: proton transmembrane transport. Gene Ontology annotation, cellular component: vacuolar proton-transporting V-type ATPase, V1 domain. NCBI's taxonomy places the organism in Eukaryota, Fungi, Ascomycota, Sordariomycetes, Hypocreales, Hypocreaceae. The record is from RefSeq and is a predicted model, not a curated record. Gene Ontology annotation, molecular function: proton-transporting ATPase activity, rotational mechanism.
AUGUCCAAAUAUGCGUUGAUAUCGCUGCCCCAGAGUGCGUUCGACUCUGGGGACCGUGAUGAAGCUAUCUCGUCCUUGAGCGCGACCAUCACAUCUGACAAUGGCACUGUGCUGCCGUUUGCCAUCCCCGAUUUCAAAAUCGGAACUCUAGACCUGCUCGUCCAGCAAGCCGAUGACUUGGCCAAGCUCGACACCGCGUGCCAGUCAGUCGUCGCCAAGGUUGCGGAUUCAUUGCGCACGGUGCUUAACAAUGACGAGGACCGGAUGGCCUCGUACAAGAUGGUCAAUGAUAAGCCAACCGAUCACUACCUACGCAACUUUAGCUGGAAUAAGAUGAGAUACCGAGCCGACAAGCCCAUUGCUGAUCUCAUUAGCACUCUUCAGAAGGAGCUUAACACAGUCGACAACGACGUCAAGUCCAAGUUCAACCAGUACAACGCCGUCAAGACGAAUCUUGCGCAGCUCCAAAGGAGACAAACUGGCACUCUCGCGACAAAGUCUCUCACCCCGAUCGUAAAGCCAUCGCUGCUCGUUCAGGACUCAGAGUAUCUUGAGACUCACCUCAUCGCCGUGCCGACGAAUGCGAAGAAAGACUUUAUCAAGAGCUACGAAACCCUCGCACCCAUGGUGGUGCCCCGAUCAUCCGUAGAAAUCGACCAUGACGACGAGUUCACGCUAUUUGCCGUCGUAACUUUCAAGAAGCACAGCGCCGAGUUUGUCCACAAAUGCCGAGAGCAAAAGUGGACACCUCGUCAGUAUAAAUAUGUCGAAGGUGGCCGCGAAGAAGAGCAGCGAGAGCUGGAUCGUGUGACCAACGAAGAGCGCAAGGUAUGCGGCGAAGCGCUGCGCAUGGGAAGGACCGGGUGGAGCGAAAGCGUCAUGAUCUGGGUGCAUGUCCUUACGUUGCGCGUCUUUGUUGAGGCCGUGUUGCGGUACGGAUUGCCGCUGGACUAUGCUACGGCUCUGAUCAAGACGACGCCAAAGCUGGCCCCCAAGGCAAAGGCAGCGCUGGACUCAAAGUACUCAUACCUGGGUGGAAAUGCAUUCGGAAGGGACAAGCACGGCAGGGUCACGAAAGACGACGCCGCCCUUAGCUCAGAGAUGGCUGCGGCGGGAUUAGGGACUGGCGAAGGACACGAGUACACGGCUUUUGUUUAUUAUGAGGCUGAAUUUCCCUAA